Branchiostoma floridae (Florida lancelet) is the source of this 2096-nucleotide messenger RNA. RefSeq lists its product as uncharacterized. Gene Ontology annotation, biological process: cell-cell adhesion; integrin-mediated signaling pathway; cell adhesion mediated by integrin. Gene Ontology annotation, molecular function: integrin binding. The record is from RefSeq and is a predicted model, not a curated record. Gene Ontology annotation, cellular component: integrin complex; external side of plasma membrane. NCBI's taxonomy places the organism in Eukaryota, Metazoa, Chordata, Leptocardii, Amphioxiformes, Branchiostomatidae.
AACCGUCCAGGAAUGGUGAGCAUCAAGUCCUACGGACAGGUCACCCAAUCGAGUCUGGCGAUUCACGCAAACGGAGGCAGGCUGAUGUUAUCACACAAGUGUGGCUUCUUCAAGAGGAAGAAGAAGGAGAAGUAUGAGGCUGAGUACUACAAGGCCACCAAGGUGGCCAAGAACCCGGAGUACGGCGGCCAGCAGCCCAACUACUCUGUCAUGCAGCAGGGACCUCAACAGGGCUACGAGAUGCAGCCACUGGCCCCAGUAAUGCCAGUCCAGCAGGCUGCUGUGGCAGAUAGUGCCAGGUACACCAUGGACUUACCGCCCGCCUCGCCGACCAGGCGCGUGGAAACCACCACCACCCGCUACGAGACACGGUACGAACCGGUGUCUCCGACCAAGCGCUCUCUGCACUCUGUGUCAGGGUCAGGCCCGCGCUCUGCCGGCUACACGCAGAUGACUGGCUCUGCCUGGGACUAAUAAGGACAAAGGCACCCUUUCCACUAGAGGGGGAAUGCUAUGCAACGACCACAAUUUCAUUUGAAUGGCCAUUCAUUUAAUGAUCAGAAUUUGAUGCCCAAUGCAAGAUUUAACAAUUUAAAAAAACACAAAACAAACUUUAACAACACAACACAAUUUAACAAAACACGUAUGCAAAAAAAAUUGUCAUUCAUGCAUGAAAUUCGUUGAGCCAUGAAUGAAAGUCUUGGUCGCUCAGCAGUGGCACCUCUAAUGGAAAGGGAGCGUGACGGAAACAAAAGCUCAGUGUAGUAGCCUGGUAUCCAUUCUUGAAUCUAAUCCACUUUUUGCUUCACUGCAAAAUAGUCUGGCAACCAUUAAUAGGAUAACAACUGGCAUUUCAACAUUUGCCUAGAAUAUACACAAGAGCAGUGAAUGCCUCUUAGUCGUAUAGUGGGAUGGUAACUGGGUAUGAAGAGGCAUUUGGAAGUUCAAUCCAUUACAUUCACACGUUUGAUAUCAGGAAUUAAUGACGAAAGGGCCAAGUUUUGGACAGACAUCCAUGCAGAUGCCAGACUGUUUGGAAGUGAAACAAUCAAGGAGUGAACAUGGGCUAGAAUAGGAUGGGUUUCAGACUAACAACCCAUCUUAAAAUUUCACAAACUGCGUCAUCUUGUGUACAGCAAUUCCAUGAAAAGUUUCGAGAAACGACACUGAAUUCUUUUGACAGUAUUCCUCCAGCCUUACCAUUCCUUUUCAACUCUUUCCCAUUAUUACUCACAACUUUUCAGUAGGAUAGCUCUUAGCUGAGACCAUGAGAACCACAGGUUGUCAUUGAAUGUAGACUAAUCUUGUAUUUAACAUUUUCUAUAUCACUAACACUAAAACAAUGAAGAUGCCAUUGUUUGUACUAAUACCAUAGCCAUAAAUACAUUGUAAGCCUCAUAUUCAUAGUAUGAAAGAUUGCCUCAUUGCAAACUCUCAUUAGACAGAAGCCAAUUGUGGUUUCUCAUAAUGUAUACAUAAACUGAGUGACUGAUCAAAUUGUUAGGAUGUCCAUUGUUUCCUUUCAUGUGUUCUCUGUUUAACAUUUGCUGAUUGUGACACACAGAAAAUAUGACACUGACACAAUCAAGGACUUUGGGAUGGUGUCAAAGUAAUACAGAAAAAAGAAAACUUGCUAGGGUGAUCUUUAUCGCAUUUUUUUUUAGUUUGAAGACAUUUUUGGCCACCAGCUAAAAUGUUAGUAAGUUAUUAUACAAGUCAAUACUUUAGGGUGAUGAUUAUGGUGUCAAUAGUGGAGAUGCGAUCAUUUAGAAAUUUGCUUUGUGUUUUAGAUGGUGCACUUUUUAUAGUGGUAGUUUAUUGUUUUCUAUCUGUGUGUAAUGUACUAUAAUAUCUAUGCAACUGUUGUGUGGUGUAAGUAGUUGAUGUGAUGACUACAUGUAGGAUUAUUUAUUUUACAUUGGAUAAUGUAAUUAAGGAUUAUGGUUCAAUGGAAGUUGAUCUGUUUAAAAGAUUAAGCCUUGAGAGCUAGUUUUAUGAUAUUUUUUUAAGUUUAAGCAAGUCCAUUGACAGGGUUGUUAAGGGGUUUGUUCAUGUCAUGUUCUUUUUCUUAAAUAAAAUCAUUUUUGGGGUUAGUU